Messenger RNA from Lactuca sativa (garden lettuce), 525 nucleotides. Its product is annotated as hexokinase-3-like. Gene Ontology annotation, cellular component: mitochondrion; cytosol. Gene Ontology annotation, molecular function: hexokinase activity; D-glucose binding; ATP binding. Lineage: Eukaryota; Viridiplantae; Streptophyta; Magnoliopsida; Asterales; Asteraceae. The record is from RefSeq and is a predicted model, not a curated record. Gene Ontology annotation, biological process: intracellular glucose homeostasis; carbohydrate metabolic process.
AUGAGAAUACCCUUGUCAGAAAGUCGGAACCCAAAUGAUCAGGGUUUUGAGAAAAUGAUAUUGGGAAUGUAUUUAGGUGACAUUGUUAGAAGAGUAAUUCACAAAAUGUCAUUAGAAUCAGAUAUUUUUGGACGAGUUUCCUCUAAGCUUUUAGCAAGAUUCAUGUUAAGUACACCAUUAAUGGCUGCUAUGCAUGAAGAUGACACCCCAAACCUGAGUGAAGUUGCCAAGAUUCUUGAAGAAACCCUAAAUAUAAACGAUGUUCCACUGAAAGUGAGAAAACUAGUGGUGAAAAUAUGUGAUGUGGUGACAAGAAGAGCUGCAAGGUUAGCAGCUGCGGGCAUUGGGGGAAUUUUGAAAAAGAUUGGUAGGGAUGGGACUACAGUGAUUACAAGUAGAAGGGUUAGAAGUGGAAAAAAUGGGAAAAUGAGAAGAACAGUUGUAGCAAUAGAAGCAGAAAAUGAGGAAGAAGAGAAGGGCAGAAUGGUAAUUCAUGCCAUAGAAAGGGCAAUGGUGUUAGGUUGA